Molecule: messenger RNA, 12061 nt
Organism: Bicyclus anynana (squinting bush brown)
Lineage: Eukaryota; Metazoa; Arthropoda; Insecta; Lepidoptera; Nymphalidae
Gene: Meltrin
Product: disintegrin and metalloproteinase domain-containing protein 12
Exons: 17
Coding region: 139-4809 (1556 amino acids)
Biological process (GO): membrane protein ectodomain proteolysis
Molecular function (GO): metalloendopeptidase activity
Source: RefSeq, a predicted model, not a curated record
AAGAUUCAGUUUAAUUUUGGUCGGCGUCAUGAAUUUUGUGUUGUGCAUUGUUGUUGUAGAAAACGAACUGUUGAACUAAUUUUUCUUUUUAUUUUGCAUAAAUUUGUAUCACAAAUGGUAAAGUAGCUGCAGUGUGAAAUGUUGCAAAGAAUCUUGAAGAUUAAAAUGUUAGUGCAUGGUGACUGUGUAUGGUGGAUUGUGUUAAGCUUGUUUCUCUUGUCCCUGACAAAGGAUAUCGGAGCCCAGCGAAUAAAAAGUCCCGCGCCAGACUUCCGCCGACACAGAAUAGUCCACCCAGUGCUGCAUCAUGGACGGACGAAGAGGGAGAUCAGCUCUACGAGGCACACGGAAGGCCUUCACCACCCAGAGGUGACGAUGACGCUGGCCAUCGAGGGGGAGGAACACAUCCUCGACCUUCGGCUGAACGAGGACCUGGUGGCCGGAGACCACGUCAUCAGCUACCAGAAAGACGGGAAGACUGUUCUACAUAAGCCGACCAUUGAGGAAUUAGACAUAUGCCAGUACUCUGGCAAAGUGAGAGGCAAGAAGGACUCGUGGGUGGCGCUGUCGACCUGCCAUGGGGUCCGGGGGGUCAUACACGACGGGAAGCAGAUGAAAUACGUCGAGCCUGCGCAAGUUGAAGACACCGAGAUAGGAUCGAAACAUUACGUGUACGAUCAUUCUGAUUUGACGAGCCAUUUCCACUGCGGCUACCAGGGUGGGGUGACCAACAACACGGAAUACGAUCCCGAGCUGAUGAGGAGACAUCUUACUGAGCAGAGCAUAGGGAAGAGUCGAGUUAAUCGGUAUAAAAGAGACACAUCCGAGGACACCGAAGUCCGGGGUCCGUUCAACGUCAACAAGAAGUCUCGGUUCGUGGAGCUGGUGCUAGUGGCGGACAACGGCGAGUACCGAGCCAAUGGGGAGAACAUCCACACGGUGCAUCGCCAGCUGAAGGACGUCGCCAACAUCAUCAACUCUGUAUACGCACCUUUGAACAUCUUCAUAGCGCUAGUAGGGGUGGUGGUCUGGACGGAGCAAGACCGGAUCCGUCUAGAGGACGAUGGUGACGCCACGCUGACUCACUUCCUCACCUACCGGAGAGAAACUCUGCUCAACGAAAUACCCAACGACAACGCGCAUUUGCUUACACGGAAGAAAUUCAAAGAUGGCGUCGUGGGCAAGGCAUUAAAAGGCCCGAUCUGCACGUACCAGUAUUCCGGAGGUGUGGCGGCCAACCACUCCGAGGUCAUCGGCCUUGUGGCGACCACAAUCGCCCACGAGAUGGGCCACAACUUUGGCAUGGAGCACGACACGGAGACGGACUGCAAAUGUCAGGAUGAGAAGUGCAUCAUGAGUCCAUCCAGUACAUCGGUUACGCCGACUCAGUGGUCGGACUGCAGUUUGAGGUCGCUCGCGCUUUCAUUUGAGCGAGGAAUGGAUUAUUGUUUACGCAACAAGCCGAAGCGCCUGUUCGACUCGCCGACGUGCGGCAACGGGUUCGUGGAGCCGGGCGAGCAGUGCGACUGCGGGCUGCGCGCCGACGCCGCGUGCGCCGCGUGCUGCCACCCGCGCGCGUGCGUGCUGCGCCACAACGCGACGUGCGCGUCGGGCGAGUGCUGCGACCCGCUGACGUGUCGGCCGUCGUCUGCGGGCACGGUGUGUCGGUCGGCGGAGCGCGAGUGCGACCUGCCCGAGUACUGCACCGGCGUCUCGGAGUUCUGUCCCAAGGACGUGCACAAGAUGGACGCCACGCCGUGCUCGAACGAUCAGGCCUACUGCGUGCAAGGCUCCUGUCGUACCCACACGGACCAGUGCCGCCUGCUGUGGGGCUCCACGGGCUCCAGCUCCGACGUGCAGUGCUACAACAACUCCAAUAUUAAAGGAGACAAAAAAGGCAACUGCGGAUACAGACGCGCUACCGAGCGGGACCCAGCCCAAUACUAUCGUUGUGCAUCCGAAGAUGCGCUGUGUGGCCUGCUGCAGUGUCGACACCUCAACGAGCGCCUCGAGUACGGCAUGGAGACCGUGGCCACGCUGUGCGCCGCCUUCAUCAACAACAACGGCACUAUAAUAGUGUGCCGCACGGCGAUGCUCGACAUGGGAACACAAGACGUCGACCCCGGGUUGGUGCCCGACGGUGCUAAGUGUGGAGAGAACAAGAUGUGCUUGAAACAGAAGUGCGUGUCGGUGCUAGCGGUGCGCGAGCAGAUGUCUCGCCGCGAGUCGUCCGUCUGUCCGUCCGACUGCUCCGGACACGGCGUCUGCAAUUCCGAGGGUCACUGCCACUGCGACGCCGGGUUCGCACCUCCACUAUGCGCUCUGCCCGGCCCCGGCGGUUCCAUCGAUUCCGGUCCAGCCACUGACUCUAGCAUUCAAAGGAACUUCAUGGUGGCAAUGUACAUCAUAUUCCUCGGUAUCCUGCCAUCGAUUCUACUGGUCCUAUUCCUACUGUACUACUCGAGGCACAACGUGCUACUGUGGUGGAAGAAACCCAGGAAAACGGUCCAAUCACCAAAGAAGAACAGCCUCCAGCGACGUCUGUCUAGAAGCGCUAGCAAAUUCGCGGCCAACUUUCAAAACAGCGCGCAAAAUAACGCACAACCCGUCAACGUCCACACGCUAUCCAACCCUGACGAUAUGAGCUCCAGCCUCCUCAGAAGCGACUCCGAACACAGUCCUUCUGGAAACUUGAACCCUUCUGUGAACUUCUUCGGCAAUUUCAAAGGCUUCUCGCUCACACCUAUCGAUAAGGAUCCACCGCAAAACGAGACAAAAGGCAAAUCUGAUGUUUCUAAAAGCGCGAAGAUAACACCUGUACACAGGAGUGGUAGCAACAGUCAAAAUCUAGGACAAGCUUUGAAACCGGUUAUGCGAUCUGCGCCGCCUUUACCCGUUGUCCCUAUAACCACAAAACCCAACACUAGUCCUUCAGUCAAAAGAACGAACAGUUCAGUCCAAAAUCGAAUAAAAGCAUUGAUAGCUUCGGAAAAGGAAGAAGAGCCAAUCGUCUCUAAUCCAGUUCCAAGACCGGUCAUUUCCAGCCCCAUUCUAGAAGCAUCUACUUGUACUGCGAAGGAACUGAUUUCUCCUCUGCAAGGCUCAAAAACUAUGGGUCCCAUAAGAGCAGCUCCCACUGUACCGAAUUUCUCACCAAAUCUACCGCAGAGACCUUUAAGCAUGCAUUCUGCUGGGAAUGUCCUGCAAAAACCUCUGCCCGAAGAACCAAAGAAGGUCAAAGAAGGUAUAUCCAUAAACAGAAUAGCGUCUUUCCUGAAACAGGAGAAGCAUAAAGAGAAAGAACGGAAUCCUGUUGAAAGGAGUCAUUCGUUGCCCAAAAAUUCGAAUAAUCAAGUUAAACUGCUAAAAACUGCUGAUAAAGCAGGGUUGCGUAAUUUGCAAAUAUCGAAUCCUAUUUUGCAAAAAGAUAUAGAAUUAUCUGUGAAUACAGUACCAGUGGUAUCCGAUUCGGAGGACGGAGACGAUUCGAAGGCCUUCGUCAAUCGAGCCCAGAGUAUGAGGGCACCGCUUUCUCAGAAACCAACGAUCCAAAGCUUUGGUUCGAUGAGACAAGCCGCCGGCGCUCCGAGGCCUUUGUCAUGCGUUGGAAGACCGACCGCCCCGCCUCCUCCUCUACCAAACCAAUCGAAAGCCCCAGAAGAGCCAACGAUUUACCAUAAACCGAAACAAAUUGAAGUGAAAUCCACCGACUACGUGGACGCUAUAGAGGAAAAACCUGCCCCUCUAGCUCAUAUAGAUGAAGAAUCUGGUGACAACAUUUAUGCUGUUAUAGAAGAGAGUCCCGAACACCGUUACAAGCCUCUAUCCAAAUCUUUGCAAAAUAAAAACCCAAAAACACUACCUGCAGAAGAAUACAAAACUCCCAAACCCAUAAAUUCGAAUUCAGGAAGCACAGAAAGCAUGGGAUUGUUAGGGGAAAUCGUCUGCGAAAUACAAAACCGCAACUUCGAUUCUAUUUAUUCUGCGUCCACCCUCUCGAGAAAAAAAGAGAAGGAGAGAAUAAACGCUGAGAACAAAAGAGACAGCACGUACAUGAACUCAGAUUAUAAAACUCCAGAGAGCGUGUACAGUAACUCUGGAGCGAAAUCCACUGCGUCUACCACAAGCAGUGGUUAUUUACAUCCGUCUGCUGUAAACGUACCAACUUAUAUGCAAAAGGAAGAUUCAAAACAGGAGACGGAUAAAACUAAUUCAAAAAUACCAACGUUUACAAGACAAGUUACUCCUCCAGGUCUAAGAACUUCCACGUUCAAAAGUGUACCACAAUCACCAAAAACAGUACCGAAAAGCCUCAAAACAAUACCAAACAGUCCGGAUUUAGUAUCCAGUUGCACUGUACCGGAUGCGAAGAAUGUUAAAGCGCCCGACGUAAUUAACAAUAACAAAGUAGAACCACCCAAAUUAGCAGUUAAACCAACUACAACAUUAAAAAGCAACGACAAUCGGCCGCCUUUAAGACCAGCUCCUGUAGUCGACAAAAAACCUGCAAAAACCACUCCAGCGUUAAAACCAACGAAUUUAUCGACAAAUAUCACAAAAAUCGAUAAAAAUCCGCCCUUAAAUCGUACAAAUUCCAAAACGGACUCCAAUGUCAAAGCGAUAGCGGACAGUAUGAACAAAAAUCGGCCGAAAAUAGUUCCAAAACCCAGCGCGAUAACGCAAAAGACUGAUACAAAUAUAAAACCGAAUACAACGAAGUUAGCAACAAAACCCUCGAACGUUGCGAGUUUGCAGCAGAAAUUUGAAAAUAGAAAAUCUUUAGGCAAAGACAUUGCAGCUAAAAAAUAGCAUACAACAAACAGCUAAUAGGAGUUAAUCAAUUCAAAGAUCUCUAUAAGUUAACGCUUUAUUUUAAAAGAAGUUUUUUUUUUUUUAAUGAAGUGUGAACGAGACGUCCAUUGGACAACGCGAUAGAAUAAAGAGAUUAGUUAUUUUUAAUAGUUAUUUCUCGACUUAUAAGAUGGAAGUGAACAAUAUUUACAGAGAUUUUAGUUCAUAUAAAAUUACAUAUUUUUUGUAAUAACUUUGACUGUGAGAUUGUGAUAGCUAGACAUACCUCAUUUACAGUGGAAUUCAUAGAUGUUGUAGGGGCACUCCCAGGGGAUCUUUCAGCCGCUGAAUGUCGAAUUUAACCUCUAUUUGUUUGAGAAUUUGGCACUCUGCGGGUGAAUGAUCCCCUGGGGGUGCCCCUAUAACGUCUAUGAAUUCCACUGUUAAUGAAGGCAGGAAGUUUGUUAGGCUGUUCUUCUACUAUAUGUAAGUAUGAUAGCCAAUACUAGUAUGAUAGCCAAUACUAGAGUAGUUGACACUAUUUUUAAAAUAGUCUUAAAUUGUUCAUUAUCGUUCUGAUUGACAAUUUUUAAAUAUUAUUUGACGAAAACCAAAACGCUGUCGGCCAUGAUGGACUAUAUUUAACCGUUUGAUGACGUCACUUCACAAAAUCUUAACCAAACAGAGUGUUUUGACAAAAUUAUUAAGUAGUUAAUAAUAAGUUUGACGUGUAUUCCUUUAGUGUCAAGUAACAUAGUGACGUCACAAAAUGGACGACAGCGUUUUUUGACGCUUGGAAAAUUUAACAAAUACAUAAUUUUUGAAUUGAGUUUCAUACGAAACGACCUUACCUAUGGUAGAAGCAAAAGUCGACUUUCGGCCUUCAUAAAAUGAGGUAUAUAAUGGCUAUUUUAACUGUUUCCACUAGACAUUUUAUAACGUUUGCAUAAGAUGUCUUAUGACAAACUUCAGUUUAUUUACUAGUGAGUUAUUAUAGUACGAUUAUUAUUAAUUACUGAUGUCACUGAUGUCAGUGUGUGUGUGUGUAUCAGUCAGUCAGUCAGUUUACUGACUGGAAUUAAUAAUCGUAUAUAUGAUUAAUCUUACACUAAGAUUAUUAAUUGCAGUCAGAAAAAUAACAUCAGGGACAGUUGUACUUGUCAUUUCACUGACUUAAGUCGGCCAACUUUCUGAAAAUUUAACCAUUUGACUCCUAAAUGGACGAUCGGUCGUCCAUCGUAUCCGUUACGUGACAUGUCAAAAAAUAUGAAGUAAACCCACUAAGGGCAAUAGGCGAGCACAGUAUCAUGCUCCGCGCGAUAGAGGAAUAUAAAGAUUUUUUUAAUGGCUCACAAUGGUAGAUUAAAACAGCAUUUCCUGACUGUCGGCUUCUUCAACGCAGACGGGCUCACCGACAAAAUACUCGCGGGCCGCGAAUACGGGACUUUUGGAGAAUAUUUAUGGUUGGGGGGGGGGGGGGGGGGAGUUUAGUCGGUACCAAAAUUACAUGAAAAUAUAAAACUUAGGUACGAAAGCCUUUGUAUAUCACAUUUAAAAAUCAAAACAAUCGCGCGCCUCUUCCGCUCUUACGCCUCAUGUAUUCUGUAGAGAGAAAGAGAGAACGAAAUCACGCGCAACUUGCGUGCGCGCGUGUAGGUGUUGUGUAUACUUUGGUAGAAAAUGCGGGACACGGGACUAUUUUACUAAUUAUUUCAAAUCGGGAUUACAUGUAGCAUAAUUACGGGACGGUCCCGCAGAAUACGGAACGGUUGGCCACCUUGUACUGACUGGAAUUAAUAAUCGUACUAUAGUAGUGAAUACGUAACCGCAAGUAAGGAUUUGUAUACAAACAUUAUUAUCUAGUCGUAUAUGUUAAAAGAAAGGAAUUUAGUUUUAGUUUCUCUAAAUCAUUAAAUAAUAGACACUAUUAUUAUUAAUAGUAAUAAAUUUAGUUUAGUAAUUAUUAUAUGAAUAAUUGAUUAUUAUUUUUUCAAAUGAAAGUGUUCAUAUUUUGAUAUGGAAUGGCAUUUUGAUGUGUAGAUUACGAGUUUUUCUUAUGAAGUUACGAUAGGUUGUAAAUAUAUAGAUUAAAUGAAUUUCAUUGUAUGCGAUAGCGCAAAGUAUAGUCUCUAGCAAUCUAAGGGCGAUGCUUCAUUAGUGCAUAGUCGCAAUGGAUCAACGCUUCACAUUGCCACAAAUGCGUUGCGUUGACGCACAACGUCGCAGCAGAUCAACGUAUCACAUUGCCAUGAAUGCGUUGCGUUGACGCACUACGUCGCAACGGAUCAACGUGUUACAUUGCCACACCUGCGUUGCGUUGACGCACAACAUCGCAGCAGAUCAACGUAUCACAUUGCCAUAAAUGCGUUGCGUUGACGCACUACGUCGCAACGGAUCAACGUAUUACAUUGUCACACCUGCGUUGCGUUGACGCACAACAUCGCAACAGAUCAACGCAUAACAUUGCUUCAAAUUCGUUGCGUUGACGCACACACCCAGUCAGUCUCAAUUCAUACAAAACAAAUGAGCACACUGUCCGCAGUCUGUAGAAACGUGGUGUGCGAUGACGCAUUGCGUUAAUGUGGCAUGUCACUUAAAGUUAAAAUAUAUGGAGAACAACGCAGCGUCGACGCUGUGACAUCGUAAUGCAACGCACUUAUUGGGCAUCGCUCUAAAGUGUUAGGUUAUAGACAUGGAUUGAGAUUUAAAUCUCAAUUCUCUUCAAAGUAAAGUGGACCUAAUCACUACUGUUUAAAGUUCACUUUACUCUGAAGACAAAUUUUUAAACCUUAAUCCAUGUUAUUGAAUAUGGCAGUUUGCGUUGCGUAUAGUAAAGAAAAAAGGAUGGUAUGGUAAUGUAAAUCCAUUUAAGUACAUGAAACUUCUUUAGUUAGCUGUAUUUCAGAACAUGAAUUAUAGUGUAAGAGCCUGUGUUGGUCAGACCUUCGUCAAUGAAUAGAAUAUUUUUUUACGUAUUUAGUUGUCAUACAAUAUAAUGUUAUCUAUUAGUCUAUUUUGUUAGUGUUGCCAAUGUAACAUUUUUGAUUUUCCCUACUUUUAAUUUCUAUUCAAGGAUUUAUUAUUUAGGUAUCAUAUUUAAGCAACUAAAUUAGUAGGUUCCGGUUAGUAAGCUCAACCAAAAUGGCGGUCAUCUGCUGAGGUGCAGUUACAAAAAAAAAAUGUUAACAAAAUCUUAGCGUUGAUAUUUUAUAAAUAACAAUGUGCUAUGUGGUCAAAGAAUUUUUAUUUCUCAUAAUUAUAAUAAGUAGGUUCUUUUGUACAUAUUUGAUUAUUUUGUUGAAUAAAAGAUGUAUCGCGUCAGGACGAGUUACGCCUUAUAUAAAAUCGCUAAGGUCUGGCCACCUCAGAUCUUCUGUCUAUAUUUUCUAUAGUUUUGUAUAUCAAUUAAAUAAGAACUAAAAUUUCUUAAAGAAUAGUGUAUCUAUUUGACGAAGACUGUUUUACUAAAGCUUUGGUAUAGCACAUUGUAUUAUUAUUAUGCGUUACUUGAUUUUAUAUAGAAGUGAAUAAUACAUUGGACUUAUGCAACUAAUAGCUAAAGAGCUGGUGGACAUUUUUAGGUAGGCAUUUGAGACAGACCAAAAACAUGUCUGGUACCUCCAGUCUCCUAUACUACUCUAACACAAAACUAGUAGAACUAGAACUAGUGGUUACAUAGACUUAAAUGUUGAUUAGUAAUGCUAUUAUUUUAGCAAUAAAUAUCUUUGUGAAUUCUUUUUCAUACAAAAAAUAUCCUUGAGGCAAUCUGGUUUAUAUUUAAUCAGUAGUCCGCCCCCGAUUCGCAAGGAUGCCAUGUAUAAAAAUAAGCUAGUCGGGCUUUUAAAUAGUUUAGCUAAGCCAAAGCCCGACUAGAUAAAGUGGUUUAUUUAUGGGUACAAAAAUCUCUAAGCCAGUUAUGUGUUAGGAUAGUUAAAGAUGUAUAGGACAAGCUUUCCGCUCGUCUCACCUGCCCAAAAAUGUCGACGAGCUCUCGGACUAUAAUGUUAAACUGCCUUCGUGAAAUAGAACAUUAUUUAGGUAGGUAUUUAAAAAUAAUAUAGUAUUAAGCUUCUGUAAAUAUUCAAUUCUAUAUUAUUAUUACUUUUUUUGGUUAAAUUUAAUUCGAACAAGUGUCUUAAUGAUAAAUUACUUUGUAUUUUUAUAAAGACUUUAGAUAGUAUAAAAUUAUUAUAACAUUUAUUAAGAAUUUGAUAAUAGAUAACAUUAAGCCGAGAGCUGGUGAACUGUUUUAGCGUAGUUUAAUCAUCCGCCCGCUCUUGGACUACGAGUGACGUCAUUUAAAGUAACAGUCUUUCAUAGAAUUGAAAUAGGUCUAAAUAUUCCGCUAAUGGUGCUAGUUAUAACAGUGAGUGUGUGGCGCGUAGCUUACGUUCAUAUAGGUGUUACAUAUUCUGGGCUUUACUGGAUAUUAGUAACAGUAAUAGUAAUAAUGAAAAUUACUUCAUUCAGUCAGUAAAAAUAAAAAUUGCUGUGUAAAAAUAAAAAUUGCUGUGACUGUGAUCAGUACAAAUAACAAUUCUUUAUUCAAACAGGUAUAUAUAUUUACAGAAGAGUUUAUACAUAUUUUUCGGACAUUUUGUGAAGGCGUACCUAACAAAUUCUGUGAAGAAAAAAUGAAAAAUGAAAUGCAUUCUCACAGUUUGCAUGUGUGUUGUCUAUGAAACGUGACGUCACACUGACAUUUCUCGUUCAUUAAUGAACAAUUCACUAGGUAUUUCAAUUUAUUAUAGUGACAAUACCUACUUUCUCUUUGUCUCAUUAGAAAAAAUAUAUAGAAUAUUCGGUAAAGCCUCGAACUACUUAAUAAAAAAAAUAUAUUGCAUUAAUUAUACAAAUAUACUUAUACGUCCAAUUAUCCACUGCCAGCUUGUUAAAAAAUGUGGUGCUGUUUUGUCGCAAAAGCAAUGACAGUGUUGAACUGUUUAGUGGGACUUGCAAUAUUUAUUUUCAUCUACUUAAUUAAAAAACGUAUUGAAAAUAUAUUAAGAAGGUUGUCCAUAUGAACGUCAUCUCGAAAUAAAUAAAAAAUUAAAAAUAAUCGGCCAAGUGCGUGACAGGCCACGCGUAAUGUAGGGUUCCGCCAUGAAUACCUACUUAGAUGGCAGUUUUUGGAUGGUCGACUAAAAUUCUCUUCAAAUUGGUCUCGUACAACUCGAUUUUUUUUUGUAUUAAAAGGCGUAAAAGUCUAGUGUUUAUUAGGUAUAUCAAGUACAUUUUUAAAAAUAGUCAGAGAUUUUUUUUUGAGACCUUAGACACCCUGAUUACCACACAAUUACGUUUUAUUUGGAAGUCCCACAAUAAUAGUUGCAAAAAUCACAUGUGAUUUUUUGUUAUGAAUGUGUGAGAUGAUUAUUUAAUCCGAAUACAUAAAUAUAGAUAUUUGUAAGAAUUGUGAUAUUUAACUAUUGGAUUUUAUCAAUAUUAUAUAUACCUACCUAUUAAUAUUAUGCCCAUUUUCAGUAAGCUUUGUCGGUUUCAAAAUUAUUUAUGAUGAUUAUCUUCAAAAACUUGUUGCAUUUAUUUUAUUUUACGUACUUUUUAUGCUAUGUAUUUCCCAAAAAUAUAAAACGAAAAAUUAAAAUUUUGUUAUUAUUGUAUAGUUAUUUUUUGGAUUUUAAAGCGAAUGGUUUAAAAAUUUCUUAUCAUGAUUUUUUUCCUUUGCAUUGCGUAUCGUAUUGAGUUUUUACUAUUUAACAUUAAUAAUUUGAUUAAUAAAUAGAUAGAUUUAUUGCUGAUUGAUAUUUAUAUAGUAUAAUUUAAUUGUACGCUUCAAAAUAGGUGCACCUUGUAUUAAGACCUGUUAAAUUUAAAUGCUUGCACUGUCAAAUUAAAAAUCCUACAAAUAAGAGACAAACUUUGGGAACUUAUAUCCAAUUGUAUUAUAUUGAGAAACAAUUAUUAUUUAUAAUGCUUCAAUUGAUUAAAUUCAUUUUAUAUUUUUUUGAUUAUUUGUUAUAAUAAUUUGAAUCCAAACUUUGCGAACCUCAGUUAUGUUUGGUUCAGUUUGUUUUAUUAAACAAAUUACUUUGGCAACAAUUAAAAGUAUUUGGUAUAAUUAUAACACUCUAUUUUGAAAACGAGCUCCUAAUUUUUGUUGGUUUUUUUACUGUGUUUUCUGCGAUUUUGUGAUAGUAAAAUGUAUGUAUUUUGAGAGUUAGAAUGAGAAGUACAUUACUGUAAAUACAACCAAAGAAGAUUUAUUAAAAGUAUAUUUUGAAAGUUCGUAAAACAUCGUGUGUAAAUAAAAUUUGUACUAUUAUUCUUAGUUACAUUCUGUUUUCGUCAGUGUAUUGACACAGUGACUUGGCAUUAACCUCAGAAAGUUGCAUUGCAACUUAUGUUCAUUUCACAUCUGUUGACUUUUAGCUUUAGUGUAUAUUCAGAAUCGAAUAAGCGUCGCCACUUGUGCAAGUGUUAGGUAUGAAGUCUGUCUCAAUUUAAUUAAUGUUGAUAUAAUAUUAAUGUCGAUAUAAAAUAAACUAAUUUCUGGUCAGAUAUAAACAGUAUAGAACGAGAGCUUGCGAUAGUCAGACAAACCUCAUUUUUGGAAGGCUGAAAGUUUGUCAUUGCUCCUAGAAUAGGUAAGUACGAUAGUCAGUGGGAUUAAGACCGUGGUGCUUUUGGAAGGUAUACCAAAUCUAAAGCGUCAUAAGUCGUCAUAAUUUUUUUUAUGAGAAAUUAUGAGGACUUGUUCGUGGCAACCUUAGAUGAAGUUUGAUAUUUAAAAGUGGUUUUUAAAGCGAUGCGGUUUAGCUAAAAAACUAGCGAAUGGAGGCAUGACUACUCAUAUUAUGCCGAGGAAGUUAUUAAAAAUAUGCUUGAGAAUGGAACCUGUUACCCUCCAAAUCCACCACAUUCUAAUCAAAAAGGGUACCAUACUUAUUAUUAGGUAGAAUAGGCUGACAAUUUUUCAGCCUUAAUGAGGUAUGUCUGGCCAUUGCAGGUCUUAGUCCAGUACAGCUCAUGCGGAUUACCUUGACACCUGGCUCGAAUGAUGUUAGCCAGGCGUCAAGUUAAUGCGCACGAGUUAUAAGUACAAAACAAGCCAGUAUGUCAGAUGUGAAUGCUCCCUUAGAAUGUACGACUGAAAUAUGAAGUGUGAAUACACACGAUACUUAGUUAAAUAUUUUUACGGCGAGACCGCAAUUAAAAUAAUACUUUGCACUGAAUGUAUUGAACUAUGAUUUCACUUUAAUUAUAUCGUUAGGAAGUCUUUUAUUUCUCUUUGAAUAAAUGAGAUUUGCUAAAA